GUUCUACCUAUACCUUCGUCGGCUUGCCUUUCUUCGUCUCAAAAUCGUGUUAAUUCCGAGUCUUAACUCGAUAGUGUCGGAAGUGAGAUCGGUUUCCGCGUUCUUUAGGUCUUUCGUUUAUUUUUCUGUGUGAUUAAAAUGGCCGGAAAGACUUAUUGGCAUCGAUGCAGAUAUGGAUUCAAAUCAAUGCAAACAGCGGCUAUUUCUAGGUACAUCGAAUCAACUUCUGAUCAGAUGAAAUGGGCAGAUCCGACCCUGGACCGCACAAGUACAAAGAAUCUAAUAAAAUUGACAAUAAAUUUAAUAACAAAACUCCAAACAGAGAUAAAUACUGGACUGAACUGUUACUGAAAGCAAAAAAUAACGAAAUUGUUGCAUCAGGCUAUAAUACGAGCACAGGUGUCAAAUUUUUGCAAAGAUAUCCUUCAGAAAACUGCCACAAGUUUGUCAGAAGUAAAAGUGAGCACGAUUGUUCUAUUGCUGAUUACGAGUAUUACUUAAGGCAUAAUUUGUACAUUAAAAGUGCUGUUGAAAAAGAAAACUUUUCAGGUCAAAAAAGUGUCAUUCAGAAACUAUACACCUAAAAGUCUGUCUCAAGAAGUCAACUUGGGAAUGUGGAUUUAGGUGUCUUCAGAUGUAGUUUCUUUAAAAAACAUUUAAAUGAGAAACAAGAAGAAAAAGAAAAUAAUAUAGUGCCAAGUGUAAAUAUAUAAAAAGUUUUAUAGUGUCUACAAAUGAAAUAUUCUAGUCAUGUCACUAUUAGCUGUAGCAGGACAAGUGGCGCAUUACGCGGUGGGUCUUUCCUUCAACCCCUUAGCAAUUUUGGGGUUGGUUCCAGUUUUUGCCGCUGGGUUAAUGUUUAUGCGAUAUGUGUCUGUGGAUCCAGAGACACAUCCUAUUAAUAUAAAUAAGGUUAGACCUGAGUAUGAUUUCAUAGUGAUAGGAGGAGGUUCCGCAGGGGCAGUUGUCGCCUCACGUCUAUCAGAAGUAGAGAACUGGACGGUGCUGCUUCUGGAAGCAGGAGGUGAUGAAAACGAGGUGUCAGAUAUACCUACUCUUAGUGGUUAUAUGCAAAUGUCACAAUUUGACUGGAUGUACCAAACUACUCCACCAACAGAAUCUGCCUACUGUUUAGCAAUGAUAGGCGAUAGAUGCAAUUGGCCCAGAGGAAAGGUCCUAGGUGGGUCAAGUGUUCUAAACGCAAUGAUUUACGUCAGAGGUAACCGACAUGACUAUGAUCAAUGGGCAGCCCAAGGUAACCCCGGAUGGUCAUACGACGAAGUAUUACCUUACUUUAUGAAAUCUGAGGAUAACCGAAAUCCUUACCUAGCCAAAACUGCAUACCACUCCACUGGAGGAUACCUUACUGUUCAAGAAUCCCCUUGGAGGACACCACUAAGUAUAGCUUUCCUUCAAGCCGGAAAAGAAAUGGGAUACCAAAUAAGAGAUUGUAAUGGGGAAAUGCAGACUGGAUUUAUGUUAUCACAAGGUACAAUUCGUCGAGGUUCCAGAUGCUCAACUGCAAAAGCUUUUUUGAGACCUGUAAGAAACAGACCAAAUCUUCACAUAGCAAUGUAUUCACAAGUGACCAAGGUGAUGAUUGAUAAGAAAACAAAAAUGGCAUACGGAGUGAAGUUUAUGAGAUAUGGGAGACCUCACUUUGUUAAAGCUACAAAAGAGGUGGUGCUAAGUGCAGGAGCCAUUGGUAGUCCGCACAUUCUUAUGCUUAGCGGAGUAGGCCCUAAAGAGGAUUUGGACCAAUUUAAAAUUCCAGUUAUUAGCAACUUAAAAGUGGGGCACAACCUUCAGGACCAUAUUGGGUUAGGUGGUCUAACAUUUGUGGUAGAUGAACCAGUCACUUUUACGAAAACUAGAUAUCAGACUAUGCAAGUUGCAUUGGAAUAUAUCCUACGAGAGCGUGGUCCUAUGACAUCUCUUGGAGGUGUAGAAGGUCUAGCCUUUGUUAAUACUAAAUAUGCACCAGAGUCAGGGACGUGGCCUGAUAUUCAGUUUCAUUUUGCUCCAAGCAGUAUCAACAGUGAUCCAGAUCAAGUUCGGAAGAUAACAGGAUUAAGAGACAGUAUAUACAAUACAGUUUACAAACCGUUAAAAAACUCAGAAACUUGGACCAUUUUACCGCUUCUCCUGCGCCCAAGAAGCAGCGGUUGGAUCAAACUUCGAUCCAAAGAUCCCAAUGUAUAUCCCGAUAUUAUUCCAAAUUAUUUCACGCACAAGGAAGACAUCCUUACACUUACCGAGGGUAUUCGUAUAGCCCUAAACGUAUCCGCCUCAAAAGCUUUCCAAAGGUUUGGAUCUAGACCUCACAAAAUCCCUUUUCCUGCAUGUAGAGAGUACGAGUUUGACACAGACGAAUAUUGGGAAUGCAGUUUAAGACAUUUUACUUUUACGAUUUACCAUCCUACGUCUACAUGUAAAAUGGGCCCACCAUCUGAUCCAGAUUCUGUGGUAGAUCCCAGGUUAAGGGUUUAUGGGGUGGGCAAGCUAAGGGUGGUGGAUGCUUCAAUAAUGCCAAAUAUUGUAAGUGGUAAUACGAACGCUCCUACAAUUAUGAUUGGGGAGAAGGCUAGUGAUAUGAUUAAGGAAGAUUGGGGAUUCAGGGUUAUGAGAUAAUAAAGUUUUAGGUGAAUAUAUUGAGUCAUAGUCAUUAGAUAAUAGAACAUUAUUAUAUUGAUUUUGUUAAACAAUAUUAUAUAUUUUUAUUAUAUUAAAAUAAAUAUUUAUUAGGGAUUUAACAAAAAAUAUUUAUCAUAAAAUAUACUUAUUGUAUGUUAAUUAUUAAUCGUUUAUAUUUUUACAGCUGUAAAUAAAGUCUUUUUUAUUUAAGUAAGUGUAAGAAAAAAUUAUAUAUUUUUCUUAUACUUGAAAAUGCCAUAAUUUCAUUAGUAUGCU
Molecule: messenger RNA, 2910 nt
Organism: Anthonomus grandis grandis
Lineage: Eukaryota; Metazoa; Arthropoda; Insecta; Coleoptera; Curculionidae
Product: glucose dehydrogenase [FAD, quinone]-like
Exons: 11
Coding region: 751-2631 (626 amino acids)
Molecular function (GO): oxidoreductase activity, acting on CH-OH group of donors; flavin adenine dinucleotide binding
Source: RefSeq, a predicted model, not a curated record